This is a messenger RNA of Corythoichthys intestinalis (scribbled pipefish), 2544 nucleotides long. RefSeq names its product L-lactate dehydrogenase B-B chain-like. Bases 208 to 1212 code for a protein of 334 amino acids. Gene Ontology annotation, molecular function: L-lactate dehydrogenase (NAD+) activity. Gene Ontology annotation, biological process: pyruvate metabolic process; lactate metabolic process. Gene Ontology annotation, cellular component: cytoplasm. The record is from RefSeq and is a predicted model, not a curated record. The transcript has 7 exons. NCBI's taxonomy places the organism in Eukaryota, Metazoa, Chordata, Actinopteri, Syngnathiformes, Syngnathidae.
GCAACAACACGAGCAGACAAACAAGCAGAAGACAGGACGUCCACACUUGGAGAUACGCGGGUUCAAACCAGAAACAUCCUAGCAACAAAAACAACGUUCCGCCAGUGACUACAUCUGCUCAGGUGAUCUGAGACUUCUUUUGCUUUAUUCAAAAGAAACAAACAAAGAAACAGAAAGAAACUUGGCUGAAUCCUAAAGAAAAGAAAAAUGUCAUCCACGCUGCAGGAGCUGUUCAUCCCUGCGCACGACGGAGCUCCCGAGCCCCCUCGCAAUAAGGUGACGGUGGUGGGGGUGGGCCAGGUGGGCAUGGCCUGCGCCGUCAGCAUCCUGCUCAAGGAGUUGGCGGACGAACUGGCGCUAGUGGAUGUGAUGGAAGACAAGUUGAAGGGGGAGAUGAUGGACCUUCAGCACGGAAGUCUCUUUCUCAAAACACACAAAAUUGUAGCCGAUAAAGAUUACUCGGUGACGGCUGACUCACGUGUGGUGGUCCUGACAGCGGGUGUGCGGCAGCGGGAAGGCGAGAGCAGGCUGGACCUGGUGCAGAGGAAUGUCGACAUCUUUAAGAGUAUCGUGCCGCAGAUAGUCACAUACAGUCCGCACUGCGUCAUCAUUGUAGUCUCCAACCCAGUGGAUGUGCUGACCUACGUGACGUGGAAGCUGAGUGGGCUCCCCAAGCACCGCGUGCUGGGCAGCGGCACCAACUUGGACUCGGCCCGUUUCCGCUUCCUGAUGGCCGACAGGCUAGGCGUGCACCCGAGCGGUUUCCAUGGCUGGAUCAUGGGGGAGCACGGUGAUACCUCAGUGCCCGUGUGGAGCGGCGCAAACGUGGCCGGCGUCAGCCUGCGGGUGCUCAACCCCGACGUCGGCACCGACGUCGACCCAGAGAACUGCAAAGAGACGCACAAGAUGGUAGUGGACAGCGCCUACGAGGUGAUCAAACUGAAGGGUUAUACCAACUGGGCCAUCGGGCUGAGCGUGGCCGACCUGACGGAGAGUAUUGUCAGGAACCUGAGAAGAAUACAUCCCGUAUCCACCAUGGUGCAGGGCAUGUACGGGAUCACAGAGGAGGUGUACCUCAGCAUUCCAUGCGUAUUAGACGGUGGCGGCGUGGCCAGUGUGGUCCACGUGAGCCUGUCGGACGACGAGGCGGCCCAGAUGCGGGCCAGCGGCAGCGCACUUUGGGACAUCCACAAGGAGCUGCAGGACCUCUGAGUGGCAUGUGGGAGAGAUGGACCACAUGCUUUUUAUAUCAAGUUUGUGAAAUACAAUAUUUAGCCGCUGAAGAAACCAAAAGAGAUGAAUUCAUAGAAAAUAAAGCAUACAUACAAUAUAACUGUGUUAGAUACAAUUUGUGCUUUUAGGAGGCAUGGACAAGUGUGGGUUUUUGUGGAUGUGGACAAAUGACUAGCUACUGUAUGAGUGUACUCAUUAUAUUUUGCGGGCCUCAGUGUUGAAGCGCAAGACGAGGUUUUGAUCAAGUACAUCCCAGCAGAAAGAAUAUUGUUUAACAAUUUGAAAAAAAAUUCAAAAUUUCAAUAAAAAACAGUAUUUAACAGCCAUUGUCAGACAUUUUUAAAUGCCGGUGGUAUUUUUCACUUGGUAUUUUCUGUUAGAAGAAGCUUUUUUCCGUGUGGGUCCUAGGCUCCUUUUCUGACUCUCCAAUUUGCCCUCCACUCAUUUUUGCACAUCCCUGUUUUUUGGGGUCAUAUACAGGUGUGUAUAUAUACAUAUACUGUGUAUAUAUAAAUAUAUACAUGUUUCAUUGCAUCACUUUUCAUUGCAUCACCUUUAACGCCAUAAUUUUAAUCUCUCUCCAUAGCAUUUAUUAAUUCAUGAGUGAGUCCACUCAAAUUCAUACAGGCGUUGACGCUCAUGCUGCAGGGGCCAGCCUCUCAACAACGAAGAUUGACUAAACGAUGGUGAACACAUUUGUGUCUUUGUAGAGCUACCAAGCAGUCGCUCGCCAGAUCAAAGCAACAAACCUGUCAAUCAUUGUUAACUUUAAGUACCAAAUGCCAGCUGCACUGGCGAACAAGAAAAGCAGCAGAAGGAGGCUGUACGAGCAUGAAGCUGAAAGAAACAUUUAAACAUUUUUUUUUUUUUUUUAAACGGAUCCUUUUCACCCGAUUCCAUUCCUGAAAAAUGGCGCAAUCGGCUCGAUUUCCGGUCAUCGGAUCGGGACAUCCCUUGUAAAUUUCAAACAUAAAUGGUUAAUCCAAAUGUUAUAUCUAACUGGAAAUGGUAAAACCAGAAGUUUACAGAAAAGAAUUUGACUAAAAUGGUAAUUAAAAAAAAUAAAACAUUUACAGAAUUUUCUAUUGCAAAAUUGCUAAUUCAUUGUUUUGGGAGUGGAAAAAAGUCUAGAUAAAUUAGGCUAAAAUAAGUUAUUAACACAAAAAAAUGUGUUUGCUGCUUCAGUCCAUUUUCAUUUUUAAGCUACUGGAAAACGAUGACAGGAACUGGUCAUGCGACAAAAUAUUGUACUAAACUACAGAUACUGCACAUGUACUUUAGAACCAGGAAGUGGCAACCACUAGUUUUUCC